AUGACGGAUGUGAGAAACGGCCCACAAAUUUUCUUUCUUUCUUUCAUUCUCUCUUUCUUUUUCUUUUUCUUUAUAUCGCUUUUUUCUUUUCUUUUCAUUUGUUGUUUCUAUCUUUCCCUCUCUCUCUCUCUCUCUCUUAUUCUCUCUCUCUCUCUCUCUCUCUCUCUCUCUCUCACACACACUUUUGUGCAUAUCUAUCUACGUUUGUUCAUAUCUAUUAAUCUCUCUCUCUCCCUCUCUCUCUCCCUCUCUCUCUCUCUCUCUAUCUAUCAAUCUAGCUAUCUAUCUAUCUAUCUCAGUUUGUUCAUAUCUAUCUAUCUAUCUAUCUAUCUAUCUAUCUAUCUAUCUAUAUAUAUAUAUAUAUAUAUAUAUAUAUUUCUGUUCGUACCUACACGACAAUUUACCCAUCGCACCAUCCAUCUAUCUAUCUAUCUAUCUCUGUUUAUUAUCUAUCUAUCUAUCUAUCUAUCUAUCUAUCUCUGUUUAUUAUCUAUCUAUCUAUCUAUCUAUCUCAGUUUGUUCACCUCUAUCUCCAUCAAGCUGCUCAAAUGUAUAUACUCUAUUUUCUACAUACCUAUCUAUUUCAGUCUGUUCAUUAUCUAUCUAUCUAUCUAUCUAUCUAUCUAUCUAUCUAUCUAUCUAUCUAUCUAUCUAUAUCCACACGCACACAACACACACACUUAUAUAUAA
This is a messenger RNA of Acanthosepion pharaonis, 690 nucleotides long. NCBI's taxonomy places the organism in Eukaryota, Metazoa, Mollusca, Cephalopoda, Sepiida, Sepiidae. The record is from the annotation of a GenBank genome assembly.